UCCACGAAUCCUGGCUCAGAGCCCCCCCCUCACUCGACCCCAAUCCCCUGCCCACUGCCCCCAAAGCUGGGAUAGAACCCAGGAGUCCUGGUUCACAGGCCCCCUGUUGUGCGUUUCCCAGGCCGAUCCCACCCCCCCUCCUCGAAGUCAGCUCCAGAGGGGAUGGUGGAGCGACUCCAGGAGGACGUCACCUGCUCCAUCUGCCUGGACGUCUUGGAGGACCCCGUCUCCAUUGAGUGUGGCCACAACUUCUGCCGGGGCUGCCUCGCGGCUCACUGGAGUGGGGUCUCGGCUUGGGGGUACCAGUGCCCCGAGUGCCGGGCUCCCUGCUCCAGGAACCAGAUGACCCCAGACACACGUCUGAAAAGCCUGGUGGAGAAAAUCAGAGACCUGCCACGUGAAGGGACGUUGACAGGAACAGGGACAGCGAGCCCUGAGCCGGGUCCGGGGGCUCUGCCAGAGGCGGGGCGCCCGGUGCAAUUGGUGUGUGUGGAUGAGAAAGGGGGCCUGACCCUGGACGAGGAUGUCCUGAGCCGCUGUCUGGAGCAGGGUGGGGUGGGGGAUGCCCCCGUGUGCCUGGUGUCCAUCAUUGGGGAGCAGCGCCGGGGCAAAUCCUUCCUGCUGAACUACCUGCUGCGUCGUCUCCAGAGCCUGGAUGUGAAGGAUGGAUCCUGGAUGGGCCGGGAGGAGGAGCCCCUGGAGGGGUUCAAGUGGCGAGUUGGUGCCCGCAGAGUCACCGACGGGGUGUGGGUGUGGAGUCAGCCCUUCUGGGUCCCCUCCAAGGGGGGCCAGGUUGCCGUGCUGCUGGUCGACACCGAGGGCUCCAAGGACAUCGCCAGAGACAUGGAGACCAGCGUGAAACUCUCCGCCCUCUCCAUGCUGCUUGGCUCCUACCAGAUCCUGAAUGUUUCCAGCCAGCUAAAGGACCCCGAUCUAGAAUAUCUGGAGAUGUUUCUGCACGUGGCCGAGGAGGUGGGAAAGGAAUACGGGCUGGAGUCCAUUCAGCAGCUAGACCUGCUGGUGCGGGAUUGGAGCAGCUCCUUGGUCCUUGGAACGGACGGUGGGAAGGAGCAUCUGAGAGACGUCCGACAGAUGCUGGCGGCGUCUUGCAAACACCCGAAGGCCUUGGAAGCGCUGACCAGAAGCAAAACCCGCUGUUACCUGAUGCCCUUCCCUGGCAAGUGGAUCAUGACUGGAAGCCAGGGAUGCCUGAGAGACAUGGAUGAGGAUUUCCGGGACAGCCUGAGGGACUACGUCACCGGCCUGGUGGCCUCAGCCGGUCAACACAUCUGGAGGAACCGGCACGGGGCGCUGGUGACCGGGUCACAGCUCGCUGCCAAGAUAAAGAAAUUCUCUGAUCUGAUGAAGAAACGUUGCUUCGGCUUCUCCUCUCCCGCUCAGAUGGCCAUCACCUUCCACAACCAGAGAGUCCUGGACAGGGCCAGUGCAGACCACGCUGUGUUUCUGAAGGAGAAGGACGGCGACUCCCGGACCCUGAUCUCCUGCCUGAAGGUGCGGCCGGGCAAGAUGGCGGAGCUGUUCGCGGAGCGGCGCGGGCAGUUGCUCUGGCGGUGCCAGACGGACAUGCGGGAGCCGGCGCCGGAGAAAGCGGCCCAGCUGACAGAGCUGGAGGAGGAGUUGACAGGGGAGGCCGAGACCUUCCUGCAGAGCUACGGGAAGCGCUUCAAGAAAUUCGUCAUCGCGGCGGGCGUGGGCGCGGGGGCGCUGGUGCUGGCCCCGGUGGGCGGCGCUGCCGGCAUCGGGAUCGCUGCCGCUGCUCUCGGCAUGGCUGAGGCAGCAGCCCUUGGUGCUGGCGUGGGUGCCGUGGCCGGGGUUGUCGUGGGCGGGGGCGUGGGCGGGGGAGUUGGUGGGAACAUCGCCCAGAAGGAUAGGCAGAGGGCCAAGGCUGCUGUCGGCAGGAGGGAGGAGGAGGACGGCACUGAGGAUCUGUCUGAGGACACACCCCUGAUCUGAUCAGUGCCCCCCACCCCAAUCUAGGGCUGAGGAAUGGGGUGACGGGUCUGCCGCGUGGCACAGACAUGUUUCCCACAAGCCUCCCCAGAGUGGGGAGCCUUCGCCCCCAGAUUCUAAGAAGGGACCUUUAGAUCCUCUUGUCUGACCUGCUGUGCCACCCAGCUGGAGAAUGCCGCCCACUUCCCCCUGCGUUGGGUCGGAUAUCUCCCGUUGGACUAAAUCAUCUCCCGGAAAGGCGGCCAGUCUGGCUCGGAAGCCAGAAGAGAUGGAGAAAUCACGGGUUUCUCGAGGAGCUGGUCCCGCGGGUGAAUGACCUGCGCUGUGAGAAAUCCAGUGCCUCAUUUCCAAUGGGAGUUUGUCUGGCUUUAACUUCCAGCCCUCGGUUCUUGCUCUGCCUUCCUUCGAUGUUGCAGGGCCACUCCGCUGCAACACGAAGUGCUUGGAAAUGCCCCGUCGAUGGUCAUGUCCCGAGAUCACCCGCUGGGGGUGACCAUGGGCGCCUGGCUUAUUUCUUACAACGGCAGUCCGGUGAUGCCGUCCUGGGGGAUUGAUCUUCAGCCGCCCCUCUGAGCGGGAAAGUGGGUCCAGGGGAGAGGGCACAGGAAGACGUGGGUUUCCUGCUCUACCAUGGACUUCUUCUGUGACCUUGGCCAAGUCACUUCGUUACUCUGUGCCUCAGUUUCCCAUCUGUAUAAUAAAGAUAAUAAUGCAUUGAAAGAUCGUGAGGGGUUUGAGCUCUACUGAGAGAAAGCGCUCUGCAAGAAACAGGCAUCAUAAUUUAUUCCAAGGGAGGGCUAUAAAACCUUCCGAAGCUAAAGGAAAUCGACACCGGUGAACUUCACCAUUAUUGUAGAGAACUCUACUGGGCCUUCAAGUCAACCAUGGUCUUCCUCCUGGAUCUCUCAGCUCUUUUAGACAUGGUGGGCCCAGGGCAUGAAGUGCCUUGAAGAUCAGGCUGAGACCAUGAACUUGAUUCAAUAUUGUAGCUCAGACAUGGCCAGGUGGGCAUAGGGCCCCUAUGUCCCACCAUCUUCUUAAUAUUUCACCUAAGGGGGUCGUGUGCGGAUUCUGCCGAAUGGUGGGAACCAGUCGCUUGUCACGGCUAUUGCCAGAUGGUUGUAUGAGUAACGGUUUUAGAGCCAGGUCCCCGGUAGGAUAUUGAGUUCUGAAUCUUCUGGGAGUCAAACGUGAGGCUGGGAGCCGACCUGGUCAACGUGAGAACAAUGCACAUCCAUGGAGGCAGCCUCUGCUUGCUGGCUUGACAAGAUGCAGGCUGGCCAUCUACAGAGACAAACCAACCCCAAGGGAAUGCUGAGGAGAGGGGGAACCCUGGGCUCAGAGACAGGAGCUUGUGACUGGAGAAGAGCAGAAGAAAUGGCCCAUUACAGAGGAGUGACUUUGCCAGCAGGGGGAACAGGGGAUCCCAGCUCUCUGGACUGGACAAGUGCUGUGAGAACCAACCAGCGGGAGAGUUUGACUGUAAACCUGUGAGGGAUGGGGGGGCUGUCAUGAAUAGGGGGAAGGGUAGCAAACUUUAUGUAUCCUUGGCAACUGUACUGGAUUGCCUUACCUGUAAGGGGUUAAGUAGUUCAACUAACCUAGUUGGCACCUGACCAGAAGGACCAAUAAGAAAAGAAAAUACUUUCAAAUCUGGGGGAGGAUUUGUUUGUUGUUGUUGUUCCCUCUCUGGACACAGGGAGAAGCCAAGCCAAACAGGUACAACAUCUCCUGAAAAUAUACCUGGAAUAAUCCAUCUAAAUCCACAGAAAUUGUAAGUAGGGCAAGGAAAUGCGUUAGGUUAUCUUUUGUUUUAGCUUGUGAAUUUUCCUAUGCUACAGAGCUACUUUUAUUCCUGGUUUUUUUAUAACUGUGAAGCUGAGCCCAGCGGGGAGUCCUCUGUCUUUUAAAUCUUUUUAUUACCCUGUAAAGUUACCUUUCAUUCUGA
Caretta caretta (loggerhead turtle) is the source of this 3919-nucleotide messenger RNA. Its product is annotated as RING finger protein 112-like. Gene Ontology annotation, molecular function: GTPase activity; GTP binding. Lineage: Eukaryota; Metazoa; Chordata; Testudines; Cheloniidae. The record is from RefSeq and is a predicted model, not a curated record.